CGGAGCCUCCGUCCCGCCGCGCGCGUUAGCUGUCUGUGUCUCGGCCACUGCCUCCAGGCAGCCCGCAGCAAGCCGGCUUCGUGGCCCGACGAGCUCAGCGUCCUCUCACCGCGAUGCUGUGCUUUCUUAGGGGAAUGGCUUUCGUCCCCUUCCUCCUGGUGACUUGGUCGUCCGCAGCCUUCAUCAUCUCCUACGUGGUCGCGGUGCUCUCGGGGCACGUCAACCCCUUUCUCCCCUAUAUCAGUGACACAGGAACAACUCCUCCAGAGAGUGGUAUUUUUGGAUUCAUGAUAAACUUCUCUGCAUUUCUUGGCGCAGCUACGAUGUACACAAGGUAUAAGAUCGUGGAGAAGCAGAACGAGACCUGCUACUUCGGCACCCCCGUUUUUAACUUGGUGUCCUUGGUGCUCGGACUGGUGGGAUGCAUCGGAAUGGGCAUCGUAGCUAACUUCCAGGAAUUAGCAGUGCCUGUGGUCCACGAUGGCGGUGCCCUUCUGGCUUUCGUCUGCGGUGUGGUAUACACGCUCCUGCAAUCGAUCAUCUCCUACAAAUCAUGUCCCCAGUGGAACAGCCUCACCACGUGCCAUGUCAGGAUGGCCAUCUCCGCCGUUUCCUGCGCAGCUGUCGUCCCCAUGAUUGCCUGUGCUUCACUAAUUUCUAUAACCAAGUUGGAAUGGAAUCCAAAAGAAAAGGAUUAUAUGUAUCAUGUGGUGAGCGCCAUCUGUGAGUGGACCGUUGCUUUUGGUUUUAUUUUCUAUUUCCUAACAUUCAUCCAAGAUUUCCAGAGUGUCACCCUAAGGAUAUCCACAGAAAUCAAUGAUGACUUUUGAAAGAGCGAGAAUCCUGUCUCUCUCAGGGAGUGUCACAGACGGUUUCUGGAAGUGACAGAGGACGGACGGGCUUGGAUGUCACCCUGAUCGGGACAUAUCUGUGGCACAUCUGGGACUUGAAUUUCAUUAAGAAUUCCUAGUAGUUGUUCAAUUUACAAAGGUAUGUUUCCCCUGGAGAAUGUAUGGCAUUGACAACACUGUAAAAUAUUUUUAUAUUUCCUAAGACAAUCUUUUACGAACAAAGUCGUACGCAGAGAAGAUGAGGCAUUGCAGAGAGGGGAGAAUUAUUCUUGGAUAUAUUCUUUAGGCUUUUUAUGUAAGAAUGACUUAUGAAAAUACACUAAGAGAAAAGAAUGUCAAGUUUAGUACUUUUUAUUAAAGAAGUCAAACCCAGGGGACAUUCACUUUAAAAUCUCACUUUUUAAAUAGUCACCUGCGUAUAUUUUCAUCACAAGAGCAUUUAUACAAUUCAAUCCAUAGUGAUUAUAUACCCUGAUGGUAUAGAUUUAGGUAAUAAAUCAACACUUAAAGCACUCUGAAUUUUCAGUGCAUUAAACAAAUGCUUCUAUAGUUAAGGCCUCAAAACCAUUUACAGUGCACAUUAACCAGCGAAUGUGGAAGACCUCGGUUUGAAAACAGCCUCCUCAAUUGCUCGUCCCAGGGACCCACAGCAUUACUGCCGCUGUUAACUGGUGGGCCCAGGACCUAAUUCCAGGUAGGAUGGGCUCAUCAGGGCCGCUUAGGAAUGAUAAAACUGCCCUUCGCUCACAAGUUAAACUCCCUUCUCAGUUUCCCUGUAAGCCAGUCAAAGCGAGCGCAGAUCCAAGUCAGGGAGAAAGGAGAGCACUCACAGAAACGUCCAGAUGUAGGCUGCUGUUCAGUGCUGGUGGCCACUGUUCUAUGACACUAUAGAGGAGAUGGGUCAGGUGGCAAGGUCCGGAGACCACACCUUUCAUCCAGGUCACCAAUGGCAAAGAAACGUCAGCUGCUGUCGAGGAGGAAGUGGCUAAAAAGAGUCCCAAGCUCCAUAUCUAAGUCUGGGCACGUGCCAAGGGCAGAGCAGCCCAUUUGGACAGCCUUGGUGAAGGGGCGCCGGGAGAUGCAGGGUCGUGCAGCCCUGCCUCCUUUGGCUGCUAAGCGAAGGGUGUGGCUCAGCAGCCACUUCCGCCAUGACACCCCGUGUCUUCCUCAGUGCGCAGUGGUGACCACCAACAUCCGUUUGAGUCCCCUGUAACCUUUCACAGUCCCGAACAUCCCCCUUGUAAUCCUGAAACAGAAAGACAGUGGCUGUCUUCAUUCGGAAGAGAAAGAGGAGCCUGAUAUAUUUCCUGUGGAAGCCGUGGUGGACUGAAUCCAUGUGGUCCUUUGCUUUGAGGGGGGACAUUGUUGAGGCUUUCCCAGAAUGCACGUGGCUCUCUGCGCUUCCACUGGAGAGCCGACCAAGUGCCUUUACCCAGAGUGGAACACCGUGCCUCCUGGCACACAAUAGGUGCUUAAUAAAUACUCAAUGUACGUCUGCAUAAAUGAGUGAACAAUUCAAGUGAUGACUAGGGAUGUUUGCGGUGCUAAGGGGUUGAUUUACUCCAGUUUCACGGUUUUUCUGAUGCAAACAGUCUGUGCCAACUAGUAACGUUGUCCGUUUUGCUUUGUGAACCAUUCUCAUUUCAACCUGUUCCAGUUGUGUGGGCUCCAUGAUUCUGUGACAACUCUCUUCUGGACAGAUACCACAGAAAUUGUUUCAUGGGCUAGACCUGUCUUGGCAAACCGAGAAGGCCCCAAAUCACCCCAAGUCACACACUGCUGAUUCCACGCGACUUGUAACGUUAUUCCCGUUUUGGUGUUUAAUUUCUACAAAUGUGUGUAUUUCCUUGGACUUCGUACCUGAGAAAAUAAAAUAUUUCUUUAUUUUAGUAA
Rattus norvegicus (Norway rat) is the source of this 2744-nucleotide messenger RNA. It is a transcript of the gene Dram1, whose product is annotated as DNA-damage regulated autophagy modulator 1. The record is from RefSeq and is marked provisional. The coding region runs from base 114 to 830 and encodes 238 amino acids. The transcript is spliced from 7 exons. Gene Ontology annotation, cellular component: endomembrane system. NCBI's taxonomy places the organism in Eukaryota, Metazoa, Chordata, Mammalia, Rodentia, Muridae.